This is a messenger RNA of Colletotrichum truncatum, 201 nucleotides long. RefSeq lists its product as uncharacterized. NCBI's taxonomy places the organism in Eukaryota, Fungi, Ascomycota, Sordariomycetes, Glomerellales, Glomerellaceae. The record is from RefSeq and is a predicted model, not a curated record.
AUGAAGGUUACUACUACGUUCUUCACUCUCUUCACUCUCGCCAGCACUGUCUUGGCUGACGGCUGCUUUUUCUGUGCCGAGAGAAAAGGAGGCAUUGUCUGCACUACCCCUGGCCCUGGCGCUGCAAGCCAUGGCUGCGGCUGGUGCUGCGACACUGCGGACCAGUGUAUUCGCCUCGUUGACACUGGAGUCUGCAAAUAA